Molecule: messenger RNA, 1647 nt
Organism: Seminavis robusta
Lineage: Eukaryota; Bacillariophyta; Bacillariophyceae; Naviculales; Naviculaceae
Source: the annotation of a GenBank genome assembly
AUGCCGCGCAAGAGAUAUCACCAGGAUAGGGCACGAUGGGAGCAAGAUAGACGGGAAAUGAGAGCACAGUUUUCCCAAGAGGAAAAGACGGAGGAGUACGAGAGAGAUCUAGAGACCCGAAUUCGACGAGAUGCCGAUGAAACUGCCUGUUCCGAUGACACUUUUAUGGACGAUAGUUCUUCUAACAACGAAGCUGAUCAUUUCCAUCACUGGAACGAUAACAACAACAACCAUGGAACGUCAUCCCAACGUUCCCAUGCUCAACCUGCUUGUGCCAACGAUGCCGACAAAUGUGGCGCUCCCCAUAAUCAAAUUGACUUCGGGGUAUCUGCUGAUACUCUUGCUGCUCAUUUGCGAAAAUCUGGUGACCGGAACGCUCUAAAGGAUCUUUUGCCCGACGGUCCUUCUAUUGAUCCAAAUGCGGAUGAGCCACAAGACAGCAAUGCUUCUUAUAGUGAAGAUAUUGAUCAAAGCUCGCCCGCACUCAGAGAGGCUCGUUUCUUCGACGACUUCAACAAACAUCCUGCAAAGGCUGUGCUACUGUUCUAUAUCAACUCGGGUUUAUUCCGAUUUGAGCAAUACAAGGAUUACACUGCAAGUUCCAACGGUCAACCUAUUGAUGUUGAUCGGCUCGUACAAGAUAUCAGAGAUGAGCGGAUGACCGACAAGGAGUAUGACACGAUCAUUCGCAAGUUCUAUGAGCUGCAUUCCUUUGUGGACUUUUCGACGAAGAGCUGUGGUUGUUGUGGAUUGCGUCUCAUAGAGCGUAUCGAUGAGCCUCGCAUCCAAUACGUCAGAGUACCGCUAUCCCAUUCCAAAAUGUCAAUCUUGAAGUAUACACUUCAGCAAGCCGAGGAGCUUUCCCAUUUCAUGAAUUCGCCUCAAGCAAAUGUAACAAUACCCAUUGAUUCCAAGUGGAAUGAACAAUCGGUUAAUCUUGCUCAGGUCAGAUCGUUCUUCAGACAACACGACAAUGAUGGAGGUUCGGUCUUCUGGCACCUUCAUCCUGAACUGGUUGAAAUUGACCAAGAUGGUACCCACUUUGUCUCAUUGUGUCCUCUCUGUCAUACAAGUGUGAUAACUGAUGAGGCCGUUCCCAACUUGUCUAUUGCCAAUGACGUUGAUUUUGGAUACUUCAAACGGAUUGGUCUGACCAUGCCUAAUUUGCACGAGCAACUUAUGCUAUCUCGUACAAGAAUGUACUUUGCAAUGUUGAAGGCUUCAUCAAAUACAGUUGGGCAGGUCAACAUGAACGACAAGAACAGAUCCAAAUGUCAUGCAAUCAUAUUCCCGCACAACUCCUGUGAGGUUGCUUCCUACAUUUUUGAAUCAAGUCUACUGGAGAAAGGUGGACUCCUCGAUAUAGAUGAGAUUCGUAAGCUGUUGCACAUCUAUAUGGUGGAUCCCCAAGGAAGGCAGGAUGCAAUGGCACGUGAAGUCUUUCAGACGGUCAACCUUCUGGCCAGACCUCAUGUUGUUGCACAAUGGCUGAUUGUGCUUCGAUGGUGUCAUCCUCAUUAUCGAGACCUAGAUGUGACCAAUGUGAAAGAGGCUGUGAAAAGGGUAGUGAAUGAAAUGAACAAUGCAAUCAUCGAUAGCGCAACUGCAUCGAUGAUCCAGAUGCUCUUGAAUUCGAAAAUGGUUUAG